Fundulus heteroclitus (mummichog) is the source of this 1947-nucleotide messenger RNA. RefSeq names its product odd-skipped related transcription factor 1 (gene osr1). The transcript has 3 exons. NCBI's taxonomy places the organism in Eukaryota, Metazoa, Chordata, Actinopteri, Cyprinodontiformes, Fundulidae. The record is from RefSeq and is a predicted model, not a curated record. Gene Ontology annotation, molecular function: RNA polymerase II transcription regulatory region sequence-specific DNA binding; DNA-binding transcription factor activity, RNA polymerase II-specific. Gene Ontology annotation, biological process: urogenital system development; embryo development; regulation of transcription by RNA polymerase II. Bases 556 to 1380 code for a protein of 274 amino acids. Gene Ontology annotation, cellular component: nucleus.
AGCUGCGGAGGACCAAACGGAGAUCGAAAAACCGCUAAAACAAAUAUUAAGACUUUGGAAGCAGUGUAUCCGUCACCCCCAGUUCCCAUCAGUUAACGUCUGCGCUUUGGAUCAGUCCAGAGGCGUGUGCGCGCCCCGAUGGCCACAUGAAGAAGCAGCCCAACACGCAGGACCACAUCUUCUCAAAGUCCAGCUGUGCAUGUUCUCCCCAGCGGCGCUGCGGUUAUGGGCUGGCUGUGUGACGUGCCAGGAGGUGUCGGACUGUGGGCUGAGAUAAAGAGGCGGCCGAGAAGAGGAGAGCGCGCAGAGGCGUGAACACCACAGUACCUUAACAUCUGAGCCCAGAACAGAACAGAACAGACCAGAACCCGUCAGAUCAGAACAGAACAGAUUAAGGCAGCCGGAACAUGCUGCUGCUCCAGCCCACGCACUGACGCUCCAAUCCCGCAUCAGACGGCUACCGACGGGCUUUCGCGUUUUCGAGCGCACGGCCGGGGGGGAAAUCCGGUUAAACUAAGCUUUAAUUGACUGCCUGCGGGAUUUGCAGUAGCAGCUAUGGGCAGUAAGACUCUACCAGCCCCCGUCCCUCUUCACCCGUCCCUUCAGCUGGCCAACUGCUCCCUCAUCCAGACCUCCACAGGUCUCCAGCUGCCAGCGGAUCAUUUUCAGAGCAUCUACAGCUUCAGCGCUCUUCACGCCAUCCAUCUUCACCAGUGGACCCUCGGCUAUCAACCCCUGGCGUUCCCCCGCUGCACGUUCUCCAAGCUGCCUCCCCAGUUCUCCUCCAUGGCCUCCUUCCCCAUGUUCCCCCACCUGCUGCACCCGAAGCUGGACACGGCGGGGCUGCUGCAGGGCUCCAAGAGCAAACCGCGCUUUGACUUUGCCAACCUGGCGGCAGCAGCGACGCAGGAGGACCACCUGAAGGUGGAGGACCUGAGCAUGUCGGGCGUUGCCGCCGCAGCCGCAGCCGCUGCCGCCGCCGCGCAGGUCUCCUCCCAGCAGCAGACCUCAGCCGGCUUGGGAUGCCUGCUGGACGUGACCAAGAUGUCCUCCCCGGAGCGCAAGUCCAGCCGAGGCCGACUGCCCUCUAAGACAAAGAAAGAGUUUGUCUGCAAGUUUUGUGGCCGACAUUUUACCAAAUCCUACAACCUUUUGAUCCACGAGAGGACGCACACGGACGAGAGGCCGUACACCUGCGACAUCUGCCACAAGGCGUUCAGAAGGCAGGACCACCUCAGGGACCACAGAUACAUUCAUUCCAAAGAAAAGCCCUUCAAGUGUCAAGAGUGCGGAAAGGGAUUCUGUCAGUCCAGGACGUUGGCUGUCCACAAAACGUUACACAUGCAGGUCAAGGAACUAAAGCCGGCCAAAAUGAAGUGAUUCACUGCAGCAGCAGGGAAAGGGACCGGGAACACUGGAAAAACAACAAGACCAAAGACAGCAGCCAAAGAAUUUUCCUUUUUUUCUUUUCUCAUGUCAGCCGCUGGAGGCGCAGCUUUAUGUGUGAACAUUCCUCCUGGGGGAAAUAUUCCAGCAGCCGAUUCUGCUUCGAAAUAAUAGAGAAAUCUGCCUUAUUAAAGGCUGUGCUUCGGGGUUAUCAGAGCCCAAUUUGGCAGCGGACUCAGUGGAUGUGUGGAAUGCUAAAUGGACCUCAAAAUACAUUAAAAAAAAAAAAAAAAAACCUUGCUGAGGCGGCUCAGCACAAGUGCUUCAUUCCAAAGCUUAUAACCUAAAGAGGGGCGCUGCAUGUAUGCAAGAUAUGUUUCUAGAAGCCAUGUUAGCGACACACAAAUAUCACGUUCCGAUGUUAUUUUUGUACAGAUGCAUUAUAUAUCAAAUUGUAUUUUUGCACUUUAACCUGAUUAUUAAUUAUUGACAUAUAUCACUGGAUUUCCUAAACUUAUUUUUUAAAUGAAUAAUCAUUUCUAAAUAAAAUAUUUUACUGUA